Messenger RNA from Bipolaris oryzae ATCC 44560, 2835 nucleotides. RefSeq lists its product as uncharacterized. Lineage: Eukaryota; Fungi; Ascomycota; Dothideomycetes; Pleosporales; Pleosporaceae. The coding region runs from base 1 to 2835 and encodes 944 amino acids. The record is from RefSeq and is a predicted model, not a curated record. The transcript has 3 exons.
AUGGACCAACUAAGUUCACAAGAUGAACUCCGUCCUCUUGAAUAUGCACGAGCGCAAGGCCUCUGUAUUGAUUAUACAACCGAGCCACUACCCCUUCGGGAUUUGAGUGUAUUAUCGGCUACAGCUCUCGAUGAGAGCCUUUGUAGUCUCUCUGACUUCCUCACUACUGAUGCGGCCUCCACACUAACAAAGGAACGACUUGCAGUAAACAGAGACGCUGUACUACUGCUCAAGACAAUCUAUGCCGACAAAGAAGAGCCUUCGGCUAGCUGUUUUCAGACUGACAACAGAAAAUGCAUCUUGGAUUUAAAGCACGAACUUCCGGUCCUCCAAUCAGACCACGAUGUUGACUCGAUAAAUUUCGGUAGUGUGGCGCCACUAGACUUCAGAAAUCUCAAGAUCCCAUCUGAACUUGUUAAUGAACAAAAUGACGAGGGCCUUGAAUGGCCUGCUAUAUACCUCACGUAUCUUACACAAUGCGACGCGCAAGCCAAAACCGAAAAGCUUGUUGUCUCAAGAAGCACACUCUUGCAUCUCCAAGAAGCUAUCCGCGAUGCAUACGUGCCAGAGGAUAGCGAGGCGCUGAAGGCUAAAGACGGGAUCUACAAUCGGGAUCUAAUCAUUCGGCCCCUCACGCCUCCCUUACUCCCACUUUCUCCAUUGCCGGAGCCCUACAUACCUUCAUCACCUACAAACAAUCUGCCGCUUGUAUCAGAUAGCAGUGACUCUGUCCGUGCAGAGACAGAAAUCAUUCAAAGCGAGAUCAUGGCCGCAGAUUCUCUUACUCGGAAAGAAUCUGAUAGCAGUGAUUCGAUGCUUCUCGACAUGAUUCAUCCGCUAUCUUUUAGCCCACUGUCCGAGGCAUGUGCACAAGUUCCUUCGAAGCGUAAAUUUGCAGACUUGAAAGUGGAAGGACCUUUGACACCAUCGGUAUUUUCUACCUCACCGAUGAAGAAGCUCAAAUCGGUCUCUUUUGCCACAGCAUUAAGUGAGCUUAUCUCAUAUGAGCCGUGGGGCCAGGAUAAUGCCGAUGGCGAUGAUGAUAUCACAAGUGAGGACUAUGGAAUCUUCGCAGAAAUUGAGCCACUAGCUGAAAAGGUGAGCAAUUCUGUUGGAAACGAGCAACUCUCCGGUGCUGAUACGACUGCACGUGUGGACGUUCCGUAUAUCGACUCUUCGCUACCCGUGGCACCCUGGAUUGAGUGUAGUCGGCGUAACCGCGACAAUUGCCAGUAUCCCACUGAGCUUGAGUCUCAGACGCAAUUUCUACGAAGGAUCAAACGUGAGGAACUGAAACUCGCGCCAUCCUGGCAUGCAAUGUCAGUCCCGGAAAGAGAGUUGCAAUGGGGUUUCUUGACGACAAAGAUAUCAACACUGAAGCUAGAAGAGACAUUACAUGGCGAAACCGAGAUGAAGAGAAUUCUAAGUGAAGCCAGGACAGGUAGCAUUGCAACCAGCUUUACGCAGGUGUGGAAGCGGGAUGGGCUCAGAAUCCUCGAUGAAGACGACGAGGACGAACUAGAGUCAGUGCUCGAUGAGGAUAGCCAGGACAUGCAAGCUUUAUUAAACAAGCGCAAACUGGAGCUAGAGGAAGAUACGAUAGGGACACGUCACAAACCAACAGUGUCACAGCGCCAUCUACCAGCAGGCUUGGAAACGGAGACUACAGAUACAAGCCAGCAACUGUCACAAGAACAGAUUUCACGGCUGAAGCCUACACAGAAGACAAAAGAUGAUGAUGGCAGUGAUUUCAUGUUUGGUGGUUUUUCUGCUACAAGUGCCCUUCACAGGUUUUUGGAGACACGUGGAAAGGCUGCUGGGUCUGUAAUAUCUGACACCGUUGAAAAGUCUUUCCCAAACAAAAGUACUCGUUCAAUGGAUAUCCCCAAAUUUCAGGCCUCCACGAGGCUUGUCAAGGAGGCAAGAAACGAGAUACACAAGGCACAUCUUAGAGAUGACGAGAAGCGGAGGACGGCAAACCUGCCACCCUCGCCUACAAAUAUCCCGGCCGAUCUUCAGCCGUGUUCGUUCCUCAUUUCGUCAAAGUUUCUACAACAAAGAAGCUUGCUGAAGCAGAUAGAAAAAAUAUAUCCAAACGCUGAGAUGGUGUACCGAGACUACAUUCUACCGCACUCGCCGGCCAAAGAUGCCGACAUGAUUCUUUCACCUUCCACCGGUCUGAUUCUUACUUCUUUGCAACAGAUCAAGCAGCGAGCUCUUCCGGGGCAAAUAGAACGGUCACAGAUCAAGGAGUGUUUGGCUACUCUCCAGUUACGAUACGAGAGAUUGAUUGUUCUGAUCAGCGAGGGACUCAGUCGUGAAUCGGAAAAACUGGGGUCAAGCCGUCCAGAGGACCCACGCGAUAGUGAAGCAUUGAGAGCGAUUGAGAAAUUUACUUCUAAUUUGGAGGGCGAUGUGCUAGUACAGUACGUUCCUGGAGGUGAGAAGGCCCUCGCGCGUGCCACGGUGACAGAAAUGGGAAAAUACGGCUUGCCGUACGGCUCAGCAGACAUUGGUGACAUUAAGCCCAUAGCGCAGGAAACAACAUAUGAGGUUUUCCUGCGUCGGGCAGGUCUCAAUCCAUUCGCGGCUCAGGUCAUUGUCGCAUUGCUGAAGAAGCCGAUAACGCUCGAAAUUCCACUCUACUCCAGCUCACCCUUUGCAGUCGAGCCAAAGCACAUAGUUGCAACUAGACUCUCUCGCUUUCUGAUUAUGAGCAAAGAUGAGCGAGUCCAUUUGUUUCAGGCUCUGAUGGGUGGAAGUCGGGUAUUGAAGAGGGUCAGUGAUAGACUGGACCAGGAAUGGAUCAGCGCUGCACACGGCUUUAGAAUGUGA